Molecule: messenger RNA, 1919 nt
Organism: Phaeodactylum tricornutum CCAP 1055/1
Lineage: Eukaryota; Bacillariophyta; Bacillariophyceae; Surirellales; Neidiaceae
Exons: 1
Coding region: 132-1847 (571 amino acids)
Molecular function (GO): protein binding
Source: RefSeq, a predicted model, not a curated record
CUGAGCCUCCGCAGUUUCCAAACUGUGAAUGAUCGCUGUUGCUCUCGCAAGCCGUAUUCGCACGUCGUAGAAAGGUGCUAGGCUCGUCGAAACAUUGCAGGGUCUGAUUGGUAGAAAAGCAGCAGCGAGAAAUGAAACGCAGAAAAAUAUUCGUGACAGUUUGUCCCGUCAUCCUACUGCUGGUGGUGGUAUCAAGUACCAGUAGCGUCCAUGCCAAACGAUCCAAAGUCACGACGAGCGUCUCUUCUAUCUCACAAACGAGAAGACGGGACUCCCUUCUAUUUCCUUUCUUAAUACUGCGAAGGAAUCCCAGCGUCUUGGGUUCUUUCCGCGAAAGUGUAAAAUUAUCGGGGGUCGGCUUGCGAGGGGGGUCCCAGGAAAAGCAAGAGCAUGAAGAAGGUCGCAAUCUAGCGGCUAGUUUGGAGAACAACAAGGCAGAUCCCGGGAUAAUCGAGAAAGAUACUGCUGGUAAACCGGAAGGUAAUGAAAAUAUAUACGAUGAAGCUCUGGAUACGACACUCAAAGCCAAUUCUAAUACGACGGCUAGGAAUCCUCGAACCGUUCAGGAAUCCGCAGUUGCUGUAGAUGGACAAAACAACGCAAAUGAUGACAAUGUAGAUUCUCAGGGCUUGGAGGGAAAUAUGGAUGAUGCGGCGAAGAAAAACACCGCAAUUCCAACGAACGAGCACUUGUCUACACUAGCGCAGGAAUCCGCAAUGCGGGAUUCCUUGCAAGUCUCGGAAUCCGAUACGGAGAGCUCGGAAAGAAAUGAAGACGAAGAUGAAGGAGGAGAAACUGCAACAUACUUAGAAAAUGUCCUCAACGAGGCUACCGUCUAUCGUCAGCAGGGUAAGCACUUUCAUGAUGAGGGUCACUAUGAAAACGCCGCCAACUGUUUUCGAGUUGCCGGUAAUUUAAUCCACCCCACCUUGCAAGAGUUUGACGACCUAAUGGAAGAAUUCGCUACCUGUCGUUUGCAUCAGGCAUUGUGUCACCUGAAAGCCGAAGAGUACGAAGCCGCCAAAUUAGCGUGUACGCAUGUUCUAGACGAUUGUUCUGGGGAUGCUUCUGUCAUGGCACCGGCGCUGCGGGCUCGUGCAUUCCACCGUAGGGCUAAAGCGGAGUUGGGUCUAGGCGAUAGUACGCUAGCUUUGCAAGACGCUCGGUCGGCUGCCUUCUUGGGCGACCGUAAGGCCGUCGCACUAUAUGGGAGACUCAUGAGAGAAUCGUCUCCGAUAGUCGGAAGAUCACCAGCAUCGCCAGAUAUUUUCACGGGAAGUGCUAUGGGGGAUUUAUCUACUUCAAGCUCACUGCUAGAGUCACUGCUGAGCAAGCCUUCGAGUCCGUCAAGGGGCAGCUCAGAUCCACUGGGUGAUGGCAUGUUUCCGGCUUCCCUAUUGAGUGGGUUGGGGACGGCCGGACCAACGGAUGGUGGUGGACUGGCAAAAUCUGUACUGUCGUCGCUCUCCAAGCGGCUGGAGGACGAAAACACCCAAGAAACAAUUUGUCGAUUUUUGCAGAACACCUCGGGUCCGCAACUACAACAGUUUGCCGUCAUGGCUGGUGUCCCCUUACAAUCGACACAAGCGACCAAAAUUGCUGCGUUUUGUCAAGGUGUGACGCCCAAACUCAUACGGAGAACGGUAAAGAGCACGAAACGGAUAGCGUACGUCGUGCAGCUGGUACGAAAGUCUUUACAAUUGUUGGCCAAGUACCGGAACGUUAUCAUUAUCUUAUGCAUCCUGGCGUGGGUCAAGAGUGCACUGUUGCGUCCUGUUCCAAUCGACAAGAAAGCGGCACGGCGGGCGAUCGAGGCAGCUGCCAAAGCAGCCACGACAGCCAUGUAAGCCGUGAGUGUGCUAUGAAACACUAUAUAUAUCUUACGCGGCGGGUAAAUUAAAAACGCGUUUUGGCUUGCU